UGCUUGCUCGUGUGCUGCGUCAGUGAAGAGAAGUUAUAUUUAGAAAGAUGGUUUGGUGAAUAGAGGAGGGAUCAUCGCUGCCACGGAUUAUACAAGCGGAGGGUGUGUGUUGUGUUCGCACACUGUAGCCUCGCGUUCCUGUUGUUUCCAUCGUAUUUAUAGAUAUGAAAUAACAUAUCUGCUUUCCUCAUCACCGCUUUGGUCUACACAUGACUUUGGACGUGUAACAGUGUGUAUAUAUAACAGAUUGUUCACGGUGCAAGGGAGGGGAUUGUAAAGUUACAAAGUACAAUGGAAAUGAUAUCAUUCUCUUCCAAUAUCACCGAAAAUUCCAUUAUCACAAACCCAACGAAAAACUACAGCUAGGCGCCAAGUGUAAAGUAUGGCUUACAGAUGGGAAGGUUGUAAAUCCUCGCGUGGAUAUAUCCGAUUUGUGUUUUUAUAUUACAUACUAGGAUCGUAGAAUGUACAGAAGCUCUGUACGACCGGGCAACUGUACACCUGUACACGCGUUCCUCACUGCUAAACCCCCCAAACCACCGUGCUGGCUUGACCUAAAAGUACAGAACCAGCGGGCGUCUUCGGAUGAAGGAGGGUCAAAAAGUUCCCCUGUGUCACAGCAACAACAGAUCAACGUUCUUCCUAGGUCGUCAAAACCGGGGAAACGUAUGCGUGCUAAGAUACAUCGGACUCGUAGUCAGUACUGUAUAGAGUCCGAGGAUCUUCCGGACGACGUAGAGAUGACAAUGAAUCUCGCGGAAACAACGCCAAAGGAAAUCGGUCUCCGGAAACAGAUGUAUGAUGAUAGUGUAUAUAUGCAAGAGACGACGCGAAAGUGUCAGAACUGGCUCGAUAGUCUCGAAGAGUGUGGGCCACCGGAAACAGUGACAUCAUCAGGGCUUGACGCCCUAUCGGAAGGUUGUGACAGUCAGGUAGAUGUGGAGGUCCCUGACGACACGGUGUGGUACGAGGAUGACCCGGAUGUACGACCACCAUAUAACAGUAGUACUUCAAGUUCUGACGAUGAACGGACAAUUAUACAAACCAAACAUAUUCCAAGAUCUCUCCAAUCAACUCUUACUCCAGACAAGACGUCGAGUUUGAAAGGCUCGAGUAAAAAAUACCAUUAUCGAGGUGUUCUGGCCGGGGAUACAAUGCUGUGAUAAACAUUUACAGUAGUUAUGGUGCAAUGAGUUCA
Ylistrum balloti is the source of this 1198-nucleotide messenger RNA. RefSeq lists its product as uncharacterized. NCBI's taxonomy places the organism in Eukaryota, Metazoa, Mollusca, Bivalvia, Pectinida, Pectinidae. The transcript has a single exon. The record is from RefSeq and is a predicted model, not a curated record. Bases 465 to 1163 code for a protein of 232 amino acids.